Schistosoma haematobium is the source of this 5050-nucleotide messenger RNA. RefSeq names its product putative serine/threonine protein phosphatase. NCBI's taxonomy places the organism in Eukaryota, Metazoa, Platyhelminthes, Trematoda, Strigeidida, Schistosomatidae. The record is from RefSeq and is a predicted model, not a curated record. Gene Ontology annotation, cellular component: cytoplasm. Gene Ontology annotation, molecular function: protein serine/threonine kinase activity; ATP binding. The transcript has 9 exons. Gene Ontology annotation, biological process: intracellular signal transduction; protein phosphorylation. Bases 145 to 3756 code for a protein of 1203 amino acids.
ACUGACCCGGGCUAUCUGGUGACUGCGCUACGUUAUGUAGAACAAAUGGACUCUGACAGAAUUCUUCGGUAAAACGGCAUCAGUCUUGCUUCAUAUGCGUACAUGGGACUAAACGGUGACCAUCCUACCUAUCAAUACAAAUAAAUGCUAAAGUUAGACGAUCAUAUGUCUCAUGAGUUAAAAGACACAUUUCAAGAUGUAUCUGCAUCUAGUAUUGAAAACCGAAACUCGACCAGUCAUUCUCGCCAAAAUCUUGCUGGUGGAUCCGGAGUUUUUGCAAAUUUCUUCGAAGAAAUGGCCGAACCACUUUCUUACCAAUCCUCAAAUCUCAUUGAUGAAAGGCAGAGUACUAUAUCUACAGAGGACUGUAAAAUCCAAACACAGAGUAACGAGGUGAAGGAGGGCAGUUCUCCUAUGCUGCGUGAUGAGAUUAGUCCUAUGGAAGCUUUCUACGGUGAUAAUGCAGAUGAUGACCUGAAAAUUCUUGAACGAUAUCGUUUGCUCGUUAAUUCUUAUUCUGAUUCUAAACCAUGCCAAGAUGAUGGAUCUCAGCUGAGGCAGUUAUCUCAUGAUGAUACACUAAAACGUGGUGGACUACCACAUGGCGUAACAGAAUACAAUCCAACUGAUUUAAGUAGCCCGUUGUGUAUGUCAUACAUACAUAGAAGUAAACCACCUAAAGUAUUAGCCAAUCGUUUUCUGCUUGGUUCUACAAUUGGGCGAGGAAGUUAUGGAAAGGUAAAAGAUUCUAUUGAUCUGUUUACACUUCGACGUCAUGCUGUAAAAAUUAUUAGUAAACUAGGUGUACGAAAAAUUCCCGGUGGUUGGAGUCAAGCAUUACAUGAAGCUAGUUUAAUGCGAAGAUUAUCUGCUUGUCGACAUGUGGUUUCAUUAGUUGUUGUAUUACGACUAGAAAAUCCAGAUAGAUUAUGUUUAGUUAUGGAGCAUUGUCUUGGAUCAGUACAUGAUUUACAAGCUUCCGGUGUACCAUCUCAUACAGCUUUAAGUUCAGAAAAUGAAUUUGAAUUAGAUGAAUUCAAUGCUAAAUCAUCCUCUCCACGAUUAUCAUAUUUUAAACAUCAACAUGGACAAUCAUCAGAUGUUGUAUUAAAUGAAAACAUUUCAAAAGAUAAAAGAAAAAAUGUUGAUUCUUCUGAAAAGUUGAAUAAAUCUCGUCGAUUUCAUCCUAGAUUAUCAAUGGGAUCUACACAGAUCAAUCAAGAAACAGAUACAAAAUUUAAUAAAUCAAAAAGUCGUAAAACAUCAUCCAUAGAACAACCAACAAAAAAACGUACAUCCUCUCAACAACAACAACAAUUUCGUCGACUUCCUGAAGCACAAGCGCAUGCCUACUUUUUACAGUUAAUAGACGGUUUACAUUUUCUUCAUCGUAACGGUGUUAUACAUCGCGAUAUUAAACCAGCUAAUUUAUUAUUAACACCUGCACCAGGCUGUGGUUUAAGUGGUUUUGGCAGUCCAAAUGGUACCAUGGAUUUACCAGAUCAUAAUUGGUUAUGCAGUACGGGUAGUCAAUCAGCGUUUUGUCAACGUUCAUUGGCUAAUUUAUUGGCAUUAUCACGUGGUUGGCUGGUGAAGUUAACUGAUUUCGGCGUAUCGGCAUCAAUUUCAGCAUUUAGUACAAAUGAUAUGGUUAGUGGUGGUCAAACUACACCAGCUGUACAACCUCCAGAAGUAGCCAAAGGUGUACAAUCAAUAUUUGAUGGUACUAAGUUAGAUGUAUACAGUGCUGGUGUAACACUUUAUUUCAUGCUUACUGGUCAUGUACCAUUUUCAUGUCAAAAUGUACUACAAAUAUUUGAAGCAAUUGUUAAAGGAGAUUAUACAAUACCAGGAUAUGUAUCAACCAAUGCAUCAGAUUUGAUUCGGAAAAUGAUGCAGAAAGAUCCUAAAAAACGUUUAACUUUAUUGCAAAUUCGUCAACAAACUUGGUAUAUACAAGAUCCACCAACACCAAUGUCUGUGGAAAAAAUUAAAAUUAAAUUACGCAAUGAAUUAUCACAUAAUCAACAAUUAUCAAAUAAUGAAUCGCCAACACAUACAUUAAUUCAUUAUCAUAAACGACAACAACAACAACAACAACAACGUGGUAUAAUCUGUUGGCUUGAUCCAUUAAUUUAUCUACGUCGAUGUCAUUCUGAAUAUCCUCUACCACAUAUUGAUGAUACUGGAGCUAGAAUAUUUGAUAUAGAUGAAAUUUUCAAUAAUUCACCAAAUCAAACAUUUACUAGUAGUAAUGAGAAUGAUAUACAAACAUCUUUAUCAAAUAUGAUUAUCAGUGAUAAGGAUGAACACUUUUUUAAUAAUCAUGAUGGUAUUGCACCGAUCUCAGUGAUUGAUCGUUUAAAGGUAUUUCAUGAUUUGGAUGACUAUGAAGAGUAUAGUAGACCAGAAGAUAUGUCUAGUUUUUACUAUUCACCUGAAGCAUGUUUACAAUAUUCCAAUGUUGAAAAACAGCUGGCCAACUUAGGUAUUGGUUCACGAAUGGAACCUGGUUCGACAAUCACAAAUUAUCCAUAUGUAUAUAAUAAUCUUUCAAUGAAUUAUUUACACUCUACUAGCCCUAUUCACUUAACAGAAGAAACUAGUCGUCGAUCUGGAAAUAUUUGUCAUCCGAUUGACAACGUUCCAGAUAAUGUUGAUAAUAAUAACAAUAAUGGUCAGUCACACUAUUACUUUUUACCAUCAGAUCAACAACAAUUAACUACUCAUCAAUCUAAACGAGAAAAAUCUUUAAAAAGUAAUAUGACACCACAACCAUAUUGGUGUCUAGAUCUUGGUGUUCCAGUGUAUGAAGCUAUACAACCUAUCAAUAAUAUGAAUGAUGUAUCGGAACCUCCAGCUUCUCCAGCGGAUUUACCAAUUUCUAUUCCUACUACUUACAGACUACCUAAAUUUGCAAUAAAUCCCAAUGUAACAAAUCGAACUGGUAGUCUACCAGGUCCUAUAGCAUUCAUUUCAUCCGAUUUAAAUGUACCUCGACAAAUGCAGAACAGUGUCAAUAUAAAUAAUAAUAAUAACAAUAGUAAUGAUACAUUAAAUCAAAAAACUUGGCAUUAUGGUUUACGACCUAUUAAUAGUAUACCAAAAGAUUUUCUUAAUUUCACUUGUUCAAAACAACAACAACAACCACAUCAAAAAUCUACCAAUAUCAUUGCUAUUGAUCCUGAUCAAUUAUCUAAUCAUUUGAAUAUAGAUUUUGAUCGAACUCAUAUAAAUUCAACAUUGAAUAGACAAGAACAAUUUAUGAAAAGAGAUUAUCAUUCAACUAAUACUAAUCAUUUGAAUAGAUUCAAUCAAUGGUUUUUCAAUCCAUUCAAUUCAUUUCGUAAUCGAAUAAAAAGUAUACGAUUUAAAAAAGAUGCUUCAAAUAAUUGUCAAACUACUACUACUACUACUACUACUACUACUACUACUACUACUACUACUACUACUACUACUACUACUAAUAAUAAUAAUAAUAAUAAUAAUAAUAAUAAUAAUAAUAAUAAUAAUAGUUAUUCACCAGUUGUUUCAACGACCAAUUCUACUUCUUCAUCUUCUAAUACUAUUUAUUAUAGAAAUGUGAAUAGUGCUACAGAAUUAACUUCAACUAUUGAAAUCACAUCAUCAUCAUUACCUAAAAUUCAAAUAGAUGAUAUUUCUAUUCAAUCUACUGGAACUUUACCAAGAACACGUAAUCGAUUAAAACCUUGUUCACGUAUAUUUUCACGAAAGAAAGUUACAGGAAGAAAAUAAUAAUUAUUAUUCCCGUUGACAUUGUUGUUGUUAUCAUCGUCUGUCUGUGUAUGUAUUCAUGCAUGGAAUGUAUGUAUGUAUUUUUUUUACAUGUAUAUCAAUUUCUUCAUAUACAGAGUUGGGUAGAAGCGAUACAAGAUCUCGUUUUUCACACACACACACACACAGUAUAUAUAUCCUAUUUGUUAUUAGUGUUGUUGAUGUCGUCGGUUUAUCGAUUUCCUGUUCACAUGAGUUUUCUUUGAUUCUUCUCCCCUAUCUCCAAUACCAAUCAUGAUGAUGAUGAUGACUUGAUUACACGUUUUUUUUUAUUUUAUAGUACAUAUGCAACUCAAUAAUGCUAUUUAUUUGAUCAUUUUUUGUAAAAUCUAUUUUGUACAAUUUAUUCACCAACUGGCUCUCUAUUAUUAUGUUUUAUUAUACGGAAUAAAAAAUGAUGACAAUGUUUAAUGUCCCAAUAGCUAGCUUUAUGUCUGUUUGUUUGGUGAGUUUUUUUAUUCACUGCGUUUGCUCACUGGUGUGUCCAAUAAUUUUUGUGUGCUAGAGGUUGUUUCUCUUUAUCACCAUCUCGUUUAUUUCAUUUUCAUGCUCUUCUUCAUUGUAUUCCUCUUUUCCUCACUCACUCUCUCUCUUAGGUUCUCUUUGCAAAAUUUCAGUUACCGUUGUCGGUAUAGAAUUAUGUUUCUGUUUUUCCCCCUUACAUCUUCACACAAAACUUGUCUCAUUUGUAAAUAGUAUGUAAAUUUUAACUGCACACACACACACACACACACAUAAAGAUGAUAGUCGUGUAUUUAUGCCGAGCAUUUUUUUCUAAAAUCAAAACUUCUCAAAUUAUCUCUAAUGCUUUUACAAUUUCUCUCGAUUUCUGCUUCCGUUUUAUCCUUAAUCAUCAAUUGUCUUAUAGAACUGAAAACAUAAGUUUCUCGGCUUAGUUUAAUUCCUUUUCUCAUUUCAGCAUGCAACUUUGUUAGCAAUUACGAUUACUAUUCUUUCGUAAUGUUCCAUAGUGUGCGUGUGUUUACACGCAUGACUUUAUGGUCAUGUGUAUACCCUGCACACCUAGAUUGUUCCAGUGAUUGCACACAAAUAAACUCACAUUCACACGCACAUCACGUAUCCAAAAUGCCUAUAUGUAUUUUUUUUAAUUGUUUAAUGUCCUGUGUUACUUACGAGUAGUAUGAUUUGAGUGAAAACAAUUCCUGAGUACUUUGUUUUCAGUUUGAAAAUUCAUGCUUAUAUGAGUAAUGCAUUACUAGGCUUAUUAUAUAUAUAUAUAUAGUCAGUGUAAUUG